Ectocarpus sp. CCAP 1310/34 is the source of this 1292-nucleotide messenger RNA. NCBI's taxonomy places the organism in Eukaryota, Phaeophyceae, Ectocarpales, Ectocarpaceae. The record is from the annotation of a GenBank genome assembly.
CCGCCCUUCGCUGGCAGUCAACGCCUUCUUCGGCGCACUGCGAUCGCCAAUCAACGGCGCCAUAGCGUAGAAGUCCGCGUUGCCGUGGCGUUGAGGAUCCUGGCUGGCGCUAGUUAGUGGGAUGUUGCCCUCACGUUUGGCUUGUCGGUGCCGACCACGUACCAGAUCUUAUGGUCGGUGAUCGACGCCAUCAACAAGACGCCUGCGGUUGGGGCAUUCGACUUCCCCCUGACCGAGGAAGGCUGGAUGCGAAAUGCCAACAGAUUCAAGGAGAAGAGCACCUAUGGCAUUUCCUCCUGGGUCGUCGCCGCCGUGGAUGGUCUGUUCAUCAAGGCCAAGGCUCCGUGUGCGAAGGACACCGCCAACGUCAUCGCGUACUACUCCGGCAGCAAGUCCGCGUACGGCAUCAACGUACAAGCGACGUGCACCGCCGACUACCGGUUCUGCGCAAUGUCGGCGAUCUCUCCAGGCUCCACGAACGACUGGGUGGCAUGGAAUCGAUCUUCCCUCGCCAAGGCCGUCGCCCGCUUGUCCGCCGGAUUUCACAUCAUUGGUGACGCCGCCUACCCCAUCGUAGAAAAGCUUCUGACGCCGUACCCUGGGAGGCUCCUGCCACCGGGUGAGGACUCGUUCAACUUCCACCUGAGCCAGCUUCGUGUCAAGAUCGAGCAGAGCUUCUGGCGCGGGAGGGAGGUACCUCAAUGUAGAGGGCGGAGGGCGCUGGAAGAACGUGUUUUGGGUAUUAGUGCUAGGGUGUCGGCACAUCCCGGGGAGAGGUGGGGGGUGUGAUGUGUGACAUGUUGAUUCUCGCUGACAUGUUUUGUGGGUGUCGGUGUGGAGCGUUCUGACCAGAUGUGUCCGGGUACACUUGGUUCGUAAUGUGUGUGUUCUUGCCGGCAACACUUUAUGGUUAACAUGCAUCGUGUGCGGAUGAAAGCGGGGUCCGGUAGGUCUCGGAGGGUGCUUGUUUUACCUAGGGCAUUAAAAGUGUGGGCAUGUUCGACUUUUUUUUUUCCUAAUUAGGAGCGUGUGAAUCGAAAACGUUGUUGUCGUUGAUACAACUUGUAAUGAUGUCUCUGCAUCCCUGCAUUAAAUAUUCGUCGCGUGGGUGAAACAUUGCUCCAGGUUGCAGACCUGAAGGAGACCGACACACACGCUAAAAAUUGGGGUCCUGUCGAAUCCCAUCGCGAACACAUUCCUGCGCUUCAAGUGAGCAUGCGCGGAGACGGGAAAAAUUGCAAGGCUCCUAAUUUGCGGAACCCAAGCGUGCCUCAGAGUUCCCGCCAACACCC